UUUCAAGAGAUGUCUGCUUUCAAUACUAAUCCCUUUGCUGCCAAGAAAACCACAAAACACAAUCAAAGCAAUUUAUCAAAUACCUCAAAUAACAGGACACCAUUCCCUACAAGAGGUAAUUUUGAGAAACAGGGCACUUUCCACCAAAUCCAGAUGCACAGCCCUAUGAGAGACCUCAUGUUCGAGAAAUCUCGAAGUGCACAAAUGUCCGUACAAGAAAUGGGGUCAGCUCAAGAGUCUUUAUUUGAGCCGGAAAAUGAAGGCCCUCUUCCCCCUCCAGCUGAGUUCGUCAUGAAACGUGCUGAAAUCCAGGACCAGAUCAAGAAGAAUGAGUCUGAAGACAAUUUUGAAAAAGAAAACGAAACUAUCCUUAAUGAAAUGAAAGCAAUGAGAGAAGAAUCAGAACUAAUUAAAUAAUAAAUUUAAAGAACGGCCAAAAGCUGCUGGAGAAGGAAAGAAUAAGAAAAGAAUGCGUACACAGAUAAAGUCCAAGAUAUCAGCACAUUCACCUUCUUCAAGACCUCAAGACCAUAACAUAGAAAAAUCUGAACUCCCUUUAAACUUAGUGCUUGAGUCUAAAACUCAAAAUGAUCCGUUCAACUGAAGAAAGACCUCUCAAAAUGUGAAUAAGCCCCAAAAACUAUCAAAGCCAAAGAAAUCUAAAACCUCACCUCCAAAGUCAAAACCCCAAGUUGAAAAUAUCAACUCCACUGUGAAGGAGUCUAAGCCAAAAUAAGACUAAAAAGAUUCAAAAGAGACCUCAGAAAUCUACUAAGAAAGUUGAUAAAAAGUCUGAACAGGUUGAUAAAGAACGAAGAAUGCAGGAUGUCGAGGAACAGGAGCCUACAAAAGAGGUCGAAGAGCAACCUAAGGAGCUAGUAGAGGAAGCAGACCAGAUCCUUAAGGAGCCUGAUCUUGAAGAGCAAGGCAAAACUCAAGAUAUUGAUAUUUAUGAUAGGAAUAAUGAGAAAUAAGAUACUGAAACUCUAUAAAGACCUUGUUAUUGAUCAACUUGAAGACCAAAGGAAGAAUAGAAUUAAAAUGGCAGGUAGAAGACUUGUUACAAGCCUUAGUCCACAAAGAUGACCUGUUUGUACCCUACAGCCCCCUUGAAACCAUUUCACUCCGGAAGCCUUACAGAAAAAGAAUGAAGAGUAUCAAUUAGCUGAGGCUGAGAAACUGAAGCAGAAGCCAAAGCAGAUUAAGAAAAAGAAUCCUCAUAAUAAAAGUAAAAUGGAUAUGAAACAGCUCCAUGGGAGGCAACAAGUUUUAACAGCUCAUAAUAAAAUGAGAAUGUUUUCUAAAGAGGAUGAUCGAAGCAGAGACCAGCUGUCUAAUAAUUUCAGAAAUACCGGGUUCUUCAGCAAUCCUCACACCCCUGGCUCACAAGGAGAGAGGAACAAAUACUUUGGAGCUAGGUUGAACAGAUCCCAUUAUCACAAUAAUCCUGAAAAUAGUGACUUCUUCCCAGAAGUUGAUGCCUCAGACAACCCAAAAAUUAAUAAUGUUAAAAUAAGGAUUCAGGGAAAGAAGCAGAAGAUAAUGUGGGGCAACCUCAAUAGUAGUUUACCUAAUGCUGCUGAUAAAUCUAAAAGGAAUAAGUCUGACUUCAGUAUGCGUGACACUCGAAGACAUGCCAAACUCCUUGCAAAGAUAGAGAAAUACAAAGAAGAUAAGAUCCUCCAAGAGCUUAAAAUGAUUGAAGUUGAAAAGAUGAAAACUGCCAAAAUGAUGAGAAUUAGAAGAAUCAAAGAGCAAAAACGCAAAGCUUAUCUUGAUGAACAGAAAAAUUAAACUCAUUGAUUAUCACAAACGUAGGCUUGAACAAAAAGUAGAGGAAGAGAAGUCUAAAGAAAUCGAGAAAAAGAAGGAACAGAUGAAACUUCAUAAGUCAAGAAGAUAUUUCUCCAUACAAAAAUAAGAGAUUGAUAGAGUACCACCAGCGAAAAGAAGUCACAGAGUCCAUCCUCGGAAUGAAUAUACAAGAUAGCACCAAGCUUGAGCUCAAUAAUUUCUCUCCCUUAGCAACACCGAACAAUAUUGUCCCAAUUAAUAUGAAGAGUAAUAGCAAAGGAUCUCUAAAGAGUUCAUCCAGGAAGUCCCCUAAUAAGACUUCCUCGCAGGCAAAAAUAGAGAUUCCAAAACUCCCAAUUAAAGAAAUUCAGAAGAAUGACCCUAACGAGUCUGUUCCCAAGAAGAGUAUAGAAGAAGCCAAGGACAAUAUAGAAAAAUAG
Moneuplotes crassus is the source of this 2234-nucleotide messenger RNA. NCBI's taxonomy places the organism in Eukaryota, Ciliophora, Spirotrichea, Euplotida, Euplotidae. The record is from the annotation of a GenBank genome assembly.